AUGCCAUGCGAUUUCCUUUAUUUCUUCUUCCUUUCAUUCUGCUUUUUAUUCAUUCCUCUCCAUUCACAAAGGCUCAAAAGGACGAUUUGAUUGUGAGAACAUGCACGGAAACAAACUUUCCUGAUUACUGUAUCUCGUCCUUCCGAUCCGAUUCUCGCAGUUCCACUGCUGAUAGUAAGGGCCUAGCAAGGCUUUCGAUAGAGCUCGCACUAGCAACGGCUCAGAAUACUUUGUCAUUCACCAAAGAUCAGCAUAAAAUAGUCCCUAAUGACGAUAUGAAGAAACGGCUUGCAGAUUGCACUGCGAAUUAUGAAGAUGCAAUCAAAUAUCUGGCAAAGGCCUCGACCAAGUUCGAGUCCGGAAAUUACAUCGAUGCGGCGGCUAAAGUGUCAAAAGCAAUCACAGAAGCUGGGAAAUGCCGUGAAGAAUUAAGGACGCCACCAACAAUUCCAGCAGUGGAGAAAAAGUGUGAUGAGAUGGGAUAUGCAUGUGACACUGCUUUUGUUAUCAUUUCUAUUCUGGACUAAAAUUUCUAUAAUAUGUGACAGGCGCCUUCGGAUGGUUUAUUUCAGUGUUUGAUUAGA
Messenger RNA from Magnolia sinica, 584 nucleotides. Its product is annotated as pectinesterase inhibitor-like. Gene Ontology annotation, molecular function: pectinesterase inhibitor activity. The transcript has a single exon. The record is from RefSeq and is a predicted model, not a curated record. Lineage: Eukaryota; Viridiplantae; Streptophyta; Magnoliopsida; Magnoliales; Magnoliaceae. The coding region runs from base 6 to 527 and encodes 173 amino acids. Gene Ontology annotation, biological process: negative regulation of catalytic activity.